Molecule: messenger RNA, 1148 nt
Organism: Drosophila arizonae
Lineage: Eukaryota; Metazoa; Arthropoda; Insecta; Diptera; Drosophilidae
Source: RefSeq, a predicted model, not a curated record
CAAUAUUUGGAUAUUUCUAUUUUAUUUUUUUUUUUCUUAGUUUCUGCAGAUUCGAUAUGUCGAGGCGAGUGAGCAUAGUUUUGCCAGGUGAUAUGGAGCCGCCACGGCCGCGGACUAGCUCGGCAUCAAGGGUCACUGGCUCGCCUAGAGAUUCCCGUAGGUCAUCUUUGAAGAGCCUUUCAGGAACUCCCAAGAACAGUCCAGCCAAGAAAAACGCUGGGACGAGGGACGCAGAUGAGCCCGAAGACAAUGUUAUAGGGAAAUUGUCCAUGACCGAUCUAUUUCCUGACGGCUGUGAGCGUUACAAAAAGGACUGUUGUUGCUGCCAUUGCAUUGAAGUGCGGCGAGCACUCAGACAGGCCGCAUACCUUCGCUCGCCUGAGGGCAAGAGGCGACUCCAACUGAAGAUGCAAAUGAAGGACUUUCUCCUGGACAUCAGUGCGAUCACAGCCACCAAACAAAGAAUGGACAACUUGCUGCACGGUACCAAGCAGUACCCGCCGCCAGCGACCAGGAGCUUCCCCAUCAGCAUCGUCAAUGUGGCGCCGAUAAGUGGCAACUGCAUGUCCAUUGAGUGGUAUCAGCACGAUGACUCCUACGUGUCCCACUACGAGAUCUACGUAGACGAGGUGCGCGUCAAGCGCAUCUUCGACCCGCAGAUAAAGGCCACCGUCGUGCUCGACGUGGAUAUGAAGCGCACGCACAAGAUACGAAUGAAGGCGGUGCCCAGGAAGUGCCUCGGCUCCAAGGCGAAUCGCGUCGACAAACUGGUGCGAGAUGUUUGCUGCGGCAAGCUCAGCAAGAUUCUCGAGGCGGAUUACUUCUGUGAUUGCGCCAAGAAAUCCGAAAUGGAGAAGGUCAAAGAGAGGUACGCGGAGAAUACAUGCCAAGUGCUGGUAGAUUUCUGGAAGGACAGCGAGUUCCUCUACAUACCCGUGUGCGACUGCGUGGGCGACUGCACAUGUGACUGCAACGGCCAUAAACAUAACGCGUGUUCAUAAGUCAUUAGAGUCGAAUCACUUCAUAUUCUCAUUUGCAUAGGAAACUCUUGCGUUUCAUUGAUUGUCUUAUUCGUGAUGCUUGGAGUCGAUUUUAAAAUUCCAUACGUAAAUCUUUUCAAAUGUCUAAAAAAUUGUGAAAAUUGUAAU